Molecule: messenger RNA, 1137 nt
Organism: Stylonychia lemnae
Lineage: Eukaryota; Ciliophora; Spirotrichea; Sporadotrichida; Oxytrichidae
Source: the annotation of a GenBank genome assembly
AUGCUUGAGAUUCUUUCAGGAAUGCUUGCCAUUAUUUUUCUAUUUAUCACUCUUGCAACUCCAUUCGCAAUAACCAUAUUUAUCUAUUAAAAGCAUGAAAGUAUAUAAAAUGAUGAUGAAUUUGAAAAUAAAUGGGGAUCAAUCUAUGAAUCAUUAAGAAAGGAACAAAUUUCUACACUGUUUUGGAAUGUCAUAUUUCUUUUCAAAAGACUGAUAUUUGCAAUAAUUGCUGUAUUUAUGAGAGAGUACCCUGCUCUUUAGAUAUUGAUCCUUAUAAUGAUGAAUCUUGGAUCUAUGCUUUAUAUAUUCCACACCAAGCCCUUUGAUGAUGCUAAAACCAACAAUCUAGAAGUCUUUAAUGAAGCUUGUGUUCUUGGGAUAUCAUAUCAAAUAUUAUUCUUUACAGAUUAUCUCAGAGAUCCCUUGAUCUAAUACCAAAUAGGCUACGGAAUACUUAUUGUUACUGGAUUAAUGAUGGGAGUAAACACUAUAUUUAUGCUAGUUAUGUUAGUAUUUGAAAUAAAGCAAUGUUUUCUAGAAAAGAAAAAAAGAUUCAAUAAUUGGAGAACUGAAUUAAAGUAGAAAAGAGCAUAGUCUAGAGUUGAAAAAUAUCAAAAUACUGAAUAAAGUGAUAAAGACAAUGCUUUUAGCAAGGUUUAUGAUGAAAAGUCUCUGAUUAAUGAAUUAAACAAAACCAAAGCCAAAUUGCUAAUUGAUCCUGAAUCUUCUACUUAAAGGAACUCGUCAAAUGCUUAGAUAAAUAUCUAGCCUGUGACAAUGGCAGAUAAGUUCGAAAUUCAAAUGGAGAUGCGAAGUCAAUAUCUUAAUGUGGGGAAAAAACAUAACAAGAAAAAAGUCAAAAAGAAGAAAAAGAAAAACAACUAAGGAGGGCAAGAUAACUAAAAUAGAAAAGUUAGAAAGAUUGAAUCUGAAUCUAAAGUAGUAAAAGUACCUACAGAAUAAGAGACAUUCGAUAUAUUUGGGACAUUUGGGCCCUCUUAAUAAGUAAAAAGUAGUGUAAAUAUCAUUGUUGAUGAUUUGGAUAUUCAUUCACCUAAUUUAAAGACAUAAUAAAAUACACAAAAUACUAAAAGUUAAGGGGAUACCAAUAGUCCUUUAAUCAAAAUUAGCUCUUGA